This is a messenger RNA of Aplosporella prunicola CBS 121167, 1080 nucleotides long. RefSeq lists its product as uncharacterized. Gene Ontology annotation, cellular component: cytoplasm. The record is from RefSeq and is a predicted model, not a curated record. Bases 30 to 821 code for a protein of 263 amino acids. NCBI's taxonomy places the organism in Eukaryota, Fungi, Ascomycota, Dothideomycetes, Botryosphaeriales, Aplosporellaceae. The transcript is spliced from 4 exons.
CAACAACAGCGGCCCGAUACUCCGACACAAUGACCGGCGACAACCAACAGGCAGGCAAGAAGUCGUACCACACGAAAGCGACGGGCAAUGCUCUCGAGACAGUGCAGAAACACGCGCAAGAGAAUGAGCUGAAGCUCUUCGGGAGCUGCUUCUGCCCCUUCGUGCAGCGCGUGUGGAUCUCACUCGAGCACAAGCGCAUUCCCUACCAGUACAUCGAAGUGGACCCGUACAAGAAGCCCAAGUCACUGCUGGAGGUGAAUCCGCGGGGCUUGGUGCCUGCACUACGCCAUGGCGACUGGGGCUGCUACGAGAGCACAGUGCUCAUGGAAUACCUCGAGGACCUUGAUGCCGGAAAUGCAUUGUUGCCGCCCGAUGCAAAGAGCCGCGCGCACAGCAGGCUGUGGAGCGACCAUAUCAACCGCCACCUGAUCCCUGGCUUCUACCGCUUCUUGCAGGAGCAAUCUCCCGAGAAGCAGAUUUCGUACGCAUCGGAGCUCAAGACCGAAAUCGGCAAGCUCGUUGACGCAGCCCACGCUGAGGGCCCAUUCUUCCUAGGCGCAGACAUCUCCUUCGUCGACAUCCAAAUGGCGCCUUGGGUUAUCCGUCUGAACCGCGUGUUGAAGCCAUAUCGGGGGUGGCCGGAGCCGGAGCCUGGCAGUCGUUGGGCGAAGUGGGUGGAGGCGAUUGAGAAGGAUGAGAGCGUCCAGGCGACGACGAGCAGCGAUGAGCUGUAUUUGGAUAGCUACGAGAGAUAUGCUGAGAACCGCCCAGACACGUCGCAGCUGGCGAAAGCCGUGAAUUCGGGACGCGGGCUCCCGUGAUUGCGGUUCUUGAUACUAUAACCGUAAGAAAGAAAGCCUUUUUACUUACCGAUAAUUUCUCAUUUACCUGUUAAUCCACCUCUUUCAAGCCGACGGAAGAGCAUUGCUCGACGGCAGUAACGGAUGUUGCUCGACAUAAGCACAAGGAUGCCUUCUCCUUUCUUGUUUGAAGCCUCAACAGCAGAAGCAAUGGUACGAAGUAGGGUAGUACGUAGGUACAUACCUUAAUCCGCGAAUACCCGUCAGCGAACCAGUCUCU